This is a messenger RNA of Polyodon spathula (Mississippi paddlefish), 2306 nucleotides long. It is a transcript of the gene cers5, whose product is annotated as ceramide synthase 5. Bases 289 to 1458 code for a protein of 389 amino acids. Gene Ontology annotation, cellular component: membrane. NCBI's taxonomy places the organism in Eukaryota, Metazoa, Chordata, Actinopteri, Acipenseriformes, Polyodontidae. Gene Ontology annotation, biological process: ceramide biosynthetic process. The record is from RefSeq and is a predicted model, not a curated record. The transcript is spliced from 10 exons. Gene Ontology annotation, molecular function: DNA binding; sphingosine N-acyltransferase activity.
AACACAAACACAAUACAUUUCUCACUGUGAUAAACUUGUUUUAUUUUUUUCUUGUAUGUUCUUUUCACACACGGCCGCCGCUCUCGUCCUGCCGCGGCGGCUCACCCUCAUCCUCAGCCGCCGAGGGGUGGCGUUUCGCCGCGGCGGAGGUGGGGCCUUCUUACUUCCUCGCUCAAACACAGCCUGUCCGCCCAGCACCCAGCUCCGCUCAUCCGCGCUUGCUGCUACGCAAGGGGCGGUGAUCUGUCUUCCUUCCUGGUGGAUUUCCCGUUUAACUCCGGCACCAACAUGGCUGCCCUUACAGCCUGGUUCUGGAACGAGCGGUUCUGGCUCCCAAACAACGUGACCUGGGCCGACCUGGAGGACCCCGAACCCGGGGUCGAGUAUCCUAAAGCUGGACAUGUCCUGUCUGCCUUACCGCUGGCCCUGGGGAUCUUUGCCGUCAGAAUACUCUUUGAAAGGUUCAUUGCCAGGCCGUGCGCGUUUCUAUUGCGGAUACAGGCCAGUGGUCACAGAAUAGCACAGCCCAGCACCAUUCUAGAGAAAGUGUUUACAUCCAUAACAAAGUACCCUGAUAGCCGGCGGCUCGAGGGCCUGGCCAAGCAGCUGGACUGGGACAUCAUAAAGAUCCAGCGCUGGUUCCGGCACCGGCGCAACCAAGACAAGCCGAGCCUGCUAACCAAGUUCUGCGAGAGCAUGUGGAGGUUUACGUUCUAUUUGUACAUAUUUAUCUACGGGGUCCGAUUCCUCUUGCAGACGCCCUGGCUGUGGGACACACGGCAAUGCUGGUAUAACUACCCCUAUCAGACGCUGACCCCGGGGCUGUACUAUUACUACAUCACAGAGCUGGCCUUCUAUUGGUCCCUCAUGUUCUCACAGUUUACAGACAUUAAAAGAAAGGACUUCCUCAUCAUGUUUGUACACCACAUGGCCACCAUCGGGCUGAUCAGCUUCUCCUACGUGAACAACAUGCUGCGCGUGGGAACCCUGGUCAUGUGCGUGCAUGACGCCUCGGACUUCCUACUGGAGGCUGCCAAAAUGGCAAACUAUGCGAAGUCCCAGCAUCUGUGUGAUGUGUUGUUUGUCGGAUUCGCCAUGGUCUUCGUGGGAACACGGCUCGGAAUAUACCCACUGUGGGUGCUGAACACCACUCUGUUUGAAAGCUGGGAGAUUAUUGGCCCUUACCCCUCCUGGUGGCUCUUCAACGCCCUCUUGCUGGUGCUGCAGGUACUACACGUCAUCUGGUCCUACCUCAUCCUGCGUAUCGCAUUCAAGGCUUUAAUUCGGGGGAAGGUCUCCAAGGAUGACCGCAGUGACAUAGAGAGCAGCUCGGACGAGGACGAGCAGGUGGUCAAGGACCCCAGGAAGUCAGCGGUCAUCCACAGACACCCGACCACUAAAGGGGAGAACGGAACCAACGGCCACCUGACCAUGGGGACAUGGGCACAGGAACACUAGAGGGGGGGGUCCCUAAUCACCCCCCAACCAAUAAACAUUUAUCCCCAAAGGACUGAGAAAGCAUGAGAACAUCUCAGACAGGACCAGAGAGGGGAGGGCAAAACAGUGACAAUUUUAAAGACAGGUGAGGAUACUGAUGAAGAAGCAGCACUCCUCUGCAGAGAGGUGAGGGCAAAACAGUGACAAUUUUAAAGACAGGUGAGGAUACUGAUGAAGAAGCAGCACUCCUCUGCAGAGAGGUGAGGGCAAAAUGGUGACAAUUUUAAAGACAGGUGAGGAUACUGAUGAAGAAGCAGCACUUCUCUGCAGAGAGGUGAGGGCAAAACGGUGACAAUUUUAAAGACAGGUGAGGAUGCUGAUGAAGAAGCUCAGUAGUUCAGAGUCGUGUUUAUUUGUGUGUACUUGCCGUUCCAGUUGCUAAUUUUGUUUGUUUUGUUUGUUUUUUGUUUGGAGACAGAUUUUAAAAAAUAUAUUAUUAUUAAACCAAUCUGCCUGUUUUGAGCCUGUGAACCUCUGGGGUGAGUUUGUGAGUACGUCAAUACCCCAGCUGACCCGCACCUUUAGUGAGAGAGAGAGUUCUACUGUACAGAGCAGGGGGUCCAAUCAUGGUCCUGGAGGGCCAUUAUUCCACUCCAGGUUUAACAGCCAGUAAAAUGAGAGAAUAAACAACUUCUGGAUCUGGAUGGAGGUUUAUUUGGUUCAAUUAAACAAUUUAGAACAGGGUUGGAACAAAGACCAGAAAUGGAAGAGACAGUUUUGGCCACCCCUGUUAAACACGAUACAAUCGGCCUCCCAGGGCAAGCCUGUUUUCAUUUAUGUAUUUUUAUACAGUGUAGAGCAGAUCUCUC